GGCGGGUGGACCGAGCCACCUGAGCGAGCGCGCAGCUCGGACCCUCCCGGACGCAGCGCUCGCCGGUGGCCGCGCGAUCACCGGUCCGCGGCCACGGCGCCCGCCCGCGCCCGCGCCCCAUGGGGUCACAGAGUCUUUAGAAGACGCAGCAGCAGGGCUCCCAGAUGAACAACCGAAAGGAAGAUAUGGAAAUCACAUCUCACUACCGGCACCUGCUUCGAGAGCUCAAUGAGCAGAGGCAGCAUGGAGUCCUGUGUGAUGUGUGCGUCGUGGUGGAGGGCAAGGUUUUCAAGGCACACAAGAACGUCUUGCUUGGAAGCAGCCGCUACUUCAAGACACUCUACUGCCAGGUACAGAAGACAUCUGACCAGGCCACUGUCACUCACUUGGACAUUGUUACAGCCCAGGGCUUCAAGGCCAUCAUUGACUUCAUGUAUUCCGCCCACCUGGCUCUCACCAGCAGGAAUGUCAUCGAGGUGAUGUCAGCUGCCAGCUUCCUACAGAUGACUGACAUUGUGCAGGCCUGCCAUGAUUUCAUCAAGGCCGCACUGGACAUCAGCAUCAAGUCAGAUGCCUCAGAUGAACUCUCAGAAUUUGAGGUUGGCACCCCAGCCAGCAACAGCACAGAGGCAUUGAUCUCAGCGGUGAUGGCUGGAAGGAGCAUCUCUCCAUGGCUGGCUCGGAGAACAAGUCCUGCCAAUUCUUCUGGAGACUCCGCCAUCGCCAGCUGUCACGAAGGAGGAAGCAGCUAUGGGAAGGAGGACCAGGAACCCAAAGCUGAUGGCCCCGAUGACAUUUCUUCGCAGUCUUUGUGGCCUGGAGACAUAGGCUACGGGUCUCUGCGCAUCAAGGAAGAACAGAUCUCGCCAUCACAUUAUGGAGGGAGUGAGCUUCUGCCUUCCAAGGACACUGCAUUACAGAACUCCUUAUCCGAGCAGGGUGCUGGAGAUGGCUGGCAGCCCUCAGGCCGGAGGAAGAAUCGGAAAAACAAAGAGACUGUCCGACACAUCACGCAGCAGGUGGAGGAAGACAGCCAGGCUGGCUCUCCGGUACCCUCAUUUCUGCCCACAUCAGGAUGGCCUUUCAGCAGCCGAGACUCAAAUGUGGACCUGACAGUCACCGAGGCCAGCAGCUCGGACAGCCGAGGAGAGAGAGCAGAGCUCUAUGCCCACAUCGAAGAGGGCCUCCUGGGAGGAGAGACCAGCUACUUGGGCCCGCCCCUCACCCCAGAGAAGGAGGAAGCACUGCACCAGGCCACCGCAGUGGCCAACCUCCGCGCGGCGCUCAUGAGUAAGAACAGCCUGCUGUCACUCAAGGCUGACGUGCUCGGUGACGACGGCCCGCUUCUGUUCGAGUACCUGCCCAAAGGUGCCCACUCACUGUCCCUGAACGAGUUCGCAGUGAUCAGGAAGAAGUUUAAGUGCCCCUACUGCAGCUUCUCAGCCAUGCACCAGUGCAUCCUGAAGCGGCACAUGCGCUCACACACCGGAGAGCGGCCCUACCCUUGCGAGAUCUGUGGCAAGAAGUUCACUAGGCGGGAGCACAUGAAGCGGCAUACCUUGGUCCACAGCAAGGACAAGAAGUAUGUGUGCAAGGUGUGUAGCCGUGUGUUCAUGUCUGCAGCCAGUGUGGGCAUUAAGCACGGCUCUCGUCGCCAUGGUGUGUGUGCAGACUGUGCUGGCCGGGGUGUGGCCACACCACUGGACCAUGGUGGAGGUGGUGAAGGCUCCCCUGAGGCACUGUUUGCUGGUGAAGCGCCAUACCUGGAGGACCCAGAUGAUCCACAAGGGGAAGGCGAGGAGGAGCUGGGCGAGGAUGAGGAGGAGGAUGUGGCCAAAUGGAAGGACGAUGUGGGUCUGGCACAUGAGGAUGCACUGCUGGAAGAUGACAAGGAUGAUGAGGACUCUCCGCAGGGGCCCCACAGUCCCUCUGGGGAGCCUGAUAAAGACUUUGCCUGGAUCUCCUAGGGGCUCUGCUCUAGUGGACAGGGUGUGUAGUGGCUGAAUCACUUUGUCCACCUGUGUGUGUGUCUUAGUGGGUCUUACCCAGAAGUAGGACCAUACUGACUUCUUGAAGUUCUUCCUCCAGGUCCUCCUCUGUCCUAUCCCCCUCCCCCUUGCAGAAACUGGUUCUAUGAUCUAAGAAUUGGGUGUAACUCCAGUGACUGGGAGCUCUAGGUCUGAACACAAAGUGAGGGGUGCAGUGUGGGUUUAGGAAGAGGGAGAAGGAUGCUUCCAGCUGCCCAGGUGAUACUGGAGCCCCAGCAGGCAUGUGUAGAUGUACGGGCAGGGCUGCGCCAAGGCCUGGGCAUGCUUCCUCAGGGUAUCAAAGGAGCCCUUUGCUUCGAACCUGACCAGGAAUGCAAGAUGAGUCAGUGCACAGGUCAGGGUCAGCACUGCUUAGGGUCAUGAGGGCACUCCCCCAGACUGCAAGUCUGAGUAGGUGUUGAGUUUUGCAUAAACACAAAUGGCUCCAUCCACAGCAUUGCUCAAUCUCCAUCUGUCCUCUCCUGCUCAACUCCCAGCAGUCACGUUUUGGGCUAUGGCCCUGUGUCACUUUGUCCUCUUGGUUCCUGCUGCUCCAUGGUAGCUGGUGGAACCUAGUGAGCAAAAAGUCCCGCAACUCUCUUACCUCCAGGCUUUGGUGCUUAACACAAAAUGGCUACAGAAGCCUCUCUGGAAGCCCUGGGCUCCAGGUGCUAUCUCUGUGGGAAGCAGCAACGGGCAGGCCAAGGAGGGACGGCUGUCUGUUCAAGAGGGGACCUGUGGCUGGAUGCUUUUCACUUGAGGCCCACAGGGUCGAGUUGCAGGGGCCACAGCUCUUUGUUCUGUGUGCACUUUCCUGGAGCACCCCAUUGUGCACCCUGAGUUCUGCCUGCUCUUUUGCUGACCCCUCCUUGGACCAGAUGGAGCUCAGCUCCUGCCUUUGUUGCUGCUAACACUGGAGGUGGGUGUUCCUAGCUGCAGUGUGCUGCUAUGCCUCCCUGCCUAGGAACCAAAUUUUAAAGUCAGAGACAUUUUAAGGUGGUUACUACAGAUUACUUGUUUUGAAUUGUUUUUCUCACUUGACAGGACUCUAUAGGAGUGGUUUCCUUUAACUCUUCAUCAAGUCCUCUGCUGUAUUUCUAAAGGCUCUCCAACUUAUUCUGUGAAAAGUGUAGGCUUCACAGCUUUGAGGCCCAGAGAGACACUUACCUGCAGGGUAGACACAGAUACUACAGCCUGUCCUCUUCUUGAGGCCAUUUCUGACAAAACUAUCAAGACAUUCCAUCCUUCACCCACCUCACCUCCCAAAGGCCCCCACUGCAGUGGUGUUCAGUGAGCAUUCUGAUGGGCUACCCCCAACCCUGUGCAGGGGCUCAUCAGGCUACUAAACAUUAGGGCCAAUUAGAGAAUUUUGGUUUUCCUUUCUCAAACACUAAGUCAAAUGGCUCUUAAUUUUUUUUUUUUUAAACUGGCACAUCUAUUCUCUCUAGGUCAGUAAGGAGAAGCCUCAUAUAAAACUGUAAUUCAUGUCCCAAUGGUUCAGAGCAUCUGCUAACCUGGUGACAUUCCCCAAGUACCAGCUGCCUAAGCCACAGAAGAGUGCUGGACUGGGUGCAGGUUGCUUCCUAUAGAAGGAAGGAAUCAUAGCUU
This is a messenger RNA of Psammomys obesus (fat sand rat), 3635 nucleotides long. RefSeq names its product zinc finger and BTB domain containing 46 (gene Zbtb46). The record is from RefSeq and is a predicted model, not a curated record. The transcript is spliced from 5 exons. Bases 165 to 1967 code for a protein of 600 amino acids. Gene Ontology annotation, molecular function: RNA polymerase II cis-regulatory region sequence-specific DNA binding; DNA-binding transcription factor activity, RNA polymerase II-specific; protein binding. NCBI's taxonomy places the organism in Eukaryota, Metazoa, Chordata, Mammalia, Rodentia, Muridae. Gene Ontology annotation, biological process: regulation of transcription by RNA polymerase II.